AUGCACGGUAUCGCGUAUUUCGAGCUCAGCUGGUCCAUCCUCAGCAGCAUCGGCCUGUUCACUGCGCUGCUAGCCAUCUGGGCUGUCUUAAUUACUCGGCCUAGCCCGCUGAGCUAUGUUCCCAUCGUGGUAUCCGUCGCAUGCGCGGCUGCCAACGGACUGUGUUAUUUUUCAUACUACACUUCUCACUCACUAGUCCAUCGCAUCGCCGGCAGCGCCUUCGCUGACAUUUUCUGGCUGAUCCAAGAAGCCGGCCUCUCUUUCUACAGCUACCAGAUCCUCACACACACCCUGCACAACAGCGCCCGCACUUCCUUCCUCCUCAUCUUCUGGUCCCUCAUGCUCCUCAUCCUCGGUCUCCGUCUCGCCAUUCUAGUCAGUCGCAUCCUCGACCUGCAAACUCCCUCCAAUACCAAACCCAGCACCCUCAACCAACACCGCAUCUCCUACCUCCACGUGGGCUAUUUCGUCUCCAUCGCGCUCGUCGAAUCCUGGAGCUCUUUCUUCCUGAUCCGUCUACUGAACAGUGCACGGGACCUCUCGCCUAAAGUGUCCUCGACGAGGGAGGUCUUUCGGUACUUGCUCAGAACGACGGAGAUUAGGGUUGCGAGUCUUGCGGCUGUGGGCGUUACCAGGGCGAUUACGUACUCGUGGCAGGUUACGGCGCAGAGUGCGGUUAGUGUGCAGGGUGAGGUCGAUCGGUUUGUGUAUUGUGGAGAGUGUUUGUUUCCGUUGGUUUUGAUAGUUGAUAUCCUCGCGUCGAAGAAGUAUUCGCCCGUCGCUGCGUCGGAGCCAAGGUCGCCGCUUCAGAGGGCUGGGCAUGUGAGGGUUCCGACGUCGGAUAGUUGGCCGUUGAGGAGGGAGUGGGAGUCUCCUUGA
Messenger RNA from Aspergillus steynii IBT 23096, 879 nucleotides. RefSeq lists its product as uncharacterized. Lineage: Eukaryota; Fungi; Ascomycota; Eurotiomycetes; Eurotiales; Aspergillaceae. The transcript is spliced from 3 exons. The record is from RefSeq and is a predicted model, not a curated record. The coding region runs from base 1 to 879 and encodes 292 amino acids.